Molecule: messenger RNA, 1521 nt
Organism: Pteronotus mesoamericanus
Lineage: Eukaryota; Metazoa; Chordata; Mammalia; Chiroptera; Mormoopidae
Product: GTPase IMAP family member 1-like
Exons: 3
Coding region: 102-899 (265 amino acids)
Cellular component (GO): endoplasmic reticulum
Molecular function (GO): GTP binding
Source: RefSeq, a predicted model, not a curated record
AGGAAGAGCCUGCUGCGUGCUCACAACCCGAGGACAGCAGUCGGUCAGGGGCUUCUGGGGCCCAGUCACAGCCUGCAGCCUCCUCUGCAGGAAAGCGGAGCAUGGGAGGCCGGAAGAAAGCAAGAGAUGAGGAAAGCGCCUACGGUUCCAAGGACGCCACGCAGGUCCUGCAGGAGCGCCGGCUGAGGCUGAUCCUGGCCGGGAGGUCAGGGACAGGCAAGAGCGCCACUGGGAACAGCAUCCUGGGCGAGAGACGCUUCCUCUCCAGGCUGGCAGCCACCUCGGUGACCAGAACCUGCGAGGUGGGGAGCUGCACGUGGGGUCAGUGGCUCGUGGAAGUCAUGGACACCCCGGACCUUUUCAGCCCCCGGGUCGCCAAGACAGACCCGGGGUGCAAGGAGCGGACACGCUGCUACCUGCUGUCGGCACCCGGGCCCCACGCGGUGGUCCUGGUGACUCAGCUGGGCCGCUUCACGGCGCAGGACCAGGAGGCCCUGAGGGCACUGAAGAAACUGUUCGGGCGCCGUGUGUUGGCGCGCACCGUGGUGCUGUUCACGCGCAAGGAGGACCUGGCGGGCGGCUCGCUGCAGGAGUACGUGCGUGACACGGACAACCGCGCGCUGCGCCGGCUGGUGGCCAAGUGCGGGGGCCACGUGUGCGCCUUCAACAACAGGGCGGUGGGCGCGGAGCAGGAAGCCCAGGUGCAGGAGCUGCUGCAGAUGGUGGAGCGCCUGGUGAGCGACCACUCUGGCAAACACUUCACCAACAAGGUGUAUCGCCUGGCGCAGAAGCUGGCCACAAACCCACAGAAGCAGAGUGACAAGGUGACCAAGAAGCUGGCGGGCCGGAAGCAGGGCUUGCUCAGGCGGUUGUUCCCGGCUGCCAGGCAGGGAAGCUGAUCGGACCCCGCUGCUGGGCUCCCUGGCCAUUCUCUGGCUGGUGUUCGCCAGACACCGGCCUGAGGCCAAGCGGAGGUCCUCAGUGACAGGCUGCAGAGAUGAAGUUGACGCGUCGGCUGAGCAUCACACGCCUCCCUGGUGUCUGUCCCUCCAGGGUCCGCAUGCUUUCUAUGUGUCCCUCCCCUGGCAGUGAUACAUCAAGGGCAAAACGCCGCCAGGGCCUGUCUCCCCGCAGAACGUGCCCGUGUGACCUGGCCCUCUCUGAGCUCCUUUCUUACUUAAGCCACAUAACUGUCGCCCCUUUUGCCUGCCUUCUACUGACCUCAGGCUCCUGUCCCCUGUCAGGGAAUCAGCCCCCAUCUGCCCACGGGGCCACGGGCGGGAACCAACACAGAGACUCAGUCCACGCCCGUUUGUUCCCAUUGACCAGGCCCUGAAUGAAUAAAUGCACUGGGCGCUCACGCUGUGUUGUCGGAAGUCAGCCUCUGUAGCUGUCGGUUCCCCUGCCUGAUCCCCGCAUUGAACGAGGACACUACUCUGUCAGCCCCAGCCCCACCUGCAAAACCACACACGUGCCCAAGUGCAGUGACACGCGUGCGCGCACACAUGCACUGGGGGUUGU